AUGUCGGGGAUGCAAGGGAGCUUCGCUUUCCGCAACAUGGGCGGGAUGCAGGGCAACCAAGGGGGCGAAGGAGGCCAAGGCAUGUUCAUCAGCAACAGCGGCAGCAUGAUGCUUGGUGGAGGCGGUGGAGGCAAUGGCGGCCUGCCUGGCGGCCAGCCUGGAUCUGGUGGGCUUGGUGUUGGCGUCGGUGCCGGCAACAAUGGCCAAGGGAACGGCGCCAACGGCGUUCCCGCUCAGGAAACGGGCAACUCGGUCGCUCCGGCAGAGUAUACGCUUCCUGGCAUCCUACACUUCCUUCAGAGCGAAUGGCGAAGGUACGAGCGCGAUCGCAACGAGUGGGAGAUUGAGCGCGCCGAGAUGAGGGCCCGGAUCGCUCUGCUCGAAGGCGAGAGGCGGGGCGUCGAGAACCUCAAGACUGACUUGAUGCGUCGAGUCAAGAUGCUCGAGUAUGCCCUCAGACAGGAGCGCUCAAAGUACCUUUCGUCGAGCUCGGCCAGCGCAUCGACUUCUCAGCCUGCGGUCGCCAAGAACCCUUUGCUCCAGGGCCUCGAGAAGUCGACCUCUGCCAGCGGACGAAGCUCGCCGGCGAGGAGCGAGGACAUGCCAGGCCCCAUGGACGGCGGCACCCUCCAUCUCGCGAGGGGCACCGGUACCCUGUCGUCCCUCUCCUACAACCCCAGCACCAUCGGAGCCGGCACCAUCAACGGCAGCACCUUCGGCAGCACAGGUACCGGCACCAUCGGCGGAUCCAACCUGGCGGCUCAGCUUUCGCGCGCUUCUUCCGGAGCCAAGUUCCCGCAGUCCCGCGCCAAGAGCCGCGACUACCUCAAACAAUGCCUGCAGGAGAUCUCGUACCUGACGAGCGCAAGCACGCUCAAUCCGCUGCCGGACCGCGGCGUCGCAGCCUCUGCCAAUGCGGCUGGCGGGGCCCAGGCGCAGGGCACACAGCAGCCCCGACCUCGCAUGACGAUGCUCGAGAACGUACCAGCCACCGCGCCUGCAUACCAGGAGGUGCAGGACAGGCCGGCGAGCGGCUCGCCGCGUCGUGGCGCUGGAACGGGAGCGGCAUCUGGCGGCAUGGGCACCCAGAAGGGCGGCAAGAUCGGGCGUUCCCCGCUCUACGCGUCCGAGCCGGUGCCUGAAGAGUCGGCCGAGGACGAGACGGCUGACGAAGCUGGCGGAGAGGCAGAGUCGUCCAAGAACGAUGUGGACCCGCUUGGCGCCGUCUCGGGUGGCAGUAUCGUAGCCCGCGACGCCUUGACCGACGAAGCUGGCUCGGCACGCGGCGAUGCGACAGAUGCCGCUGCAGAGGGCUCGACCGCGCACAACAGCGAUGACUCCCAGCAGGCUCCUGAUUCGGGCUCCGGUGAACACGACGAGACCGCCAUGUCAAGUUCGUCGUCUCAGGGCUCCGACUCGUCCGACUCUGCCGGCUCCUAUCAGUCAUGCGGAUCUCGGGGGUCUUCGAACGACAGCAUGACGGAUCCCGAGCGAGACGACGACGGCGAGCAGGUCACGGCCAUCUUCAAGCCCGGCGGACGCGAUUGGGAGAAGCUCAAGGAGGCCGGACUGAGGGGCCGGGAGAGGCGGGAAGAGGAGCGAAAGAGGCAGCAGCAGUCCGACGAUUCUGCCAUCGUCUCGGAGGCGCAAGCUCAACUCGCCCUCACCACCGAGCGCGUCAACCAGCUCAUGAGCCGCAGCGGGCGCAACGUCGGUGCCACCGCCGACAAGCACGAGGAGGACGAGCUGGCCAACCUCAGCUUCAACCCCGAGGACGAAGAGGCGGCCAAGGCUGCUGCUGCCGACGCUGCUGCCGACAGCCAGAUGUGGAAGUCAAAGAAGGUCCUCCGCAGCCACCUGGACGCCGUCCGUGCGGUGGCCUUCGACCAGUCCAACCUCAGCCUGAUCUCGGCGUCGGAUGACAACACCAUCAAGUUCUGGAAGCUCGACCCUCAGAGCAUCAACCAGCCCAGCGGCAAGGCGGGCGCGGACAGUGAUCCGCUCGUGACUUUCCGUGGCCACUCGGCCGCCGUCACCUGCCUCGCCGUGUCCCACCAUCAGCGACGCAUCUACAGCGGCAGCAUUGACUCGUCUGUCCGCGUCUGGCAGCUGCCAGACAGCAACGUCGAGGCCUACCCGCCGUAUGACAAGUCGGUCGAGCUGGGCUGUCUCGUGGGCCACACUCAGCCGGUGUGGGACCUUGCGCUGCUGCCGGACAAGUCAGACGACGAGGCCUACCUUGCCACCGCCUCGGCCGACGGCACCAUCAAGAUCUGGGCGACUCAGCAAACCGACAGCGGUAGGGCGCCUGCCGAGCUGCGUCUCAGCUGGGACUACUUUGGCGUGGACCCGCCGAGCGACGUCAGCAAGGAGCGCGAGAACCUCGAAAAGACGGGCGGGCUGCCGGUGCCGACCUCGGUCGACAUGUGCCGCUCGGACCUGCGGCUGUGCGCCGUUGCCUAUUCGAACUCGGUCGUCAAGCUGUUCGAGGUCGAGACGGGCAAGCAGGUGCGGCAGCUCAAGAGCGACCAGACCUACGACAACACGCUCAGCACGCAGAUCAACAAGCUGGUCACACACCCGACGCUGCCGCUCGUCAUUACGGCGCACGAGGACCGCUACAUCCGCAUGUUUGAUCUCGAUUCGAGCGAGUGCACCCUCUCGAUGAUUGCCCACCUGGAUGCCGUCACCUCGCUCGACAUUGACGCCUCGGGCCUGACGCUGGUAUCGGGCGGGCACGACUGCAGCGUGCGCUUCUGGGACAUCGCCGGCGGCUCUCUGUCUCCGCGCGAGGGCCCCAAUAGCAGCGGCAGCGGCGCUGCUCCCGCGACCGGGUCUGCCGACGAGGUUGUCUCGAACGGUACCACGGCCGUCUGCCGGCAGGAGAUUACCUCGCACCGUCGCAAGGCGGCCGAAGGCGUGCUGGCCGUCAAGUACCACCCGACGGCGCCCUACUUUGCAUCGGCCGGCGCCGACGGCGUCAUCCGCAUCUACGGAUAG
Messenger RNA from Pseudozyma flocculosa PF-1, 3000 nucleotides. RefSeq lists its product as uncharacterized. NCBI's taxonomy places the organism in Eukaryota, Fungi, Basidiomycota, Ustilaginomycetes, Ustilaginales, Ustilaginaceae. The transcript has 5 exons. Gene Ontology annotation, molecular function: protein binding. The record is from RefSeq and is a predicted model, not a curated record. Bases 1 to 3000 code for a protein of 999 amino acids.